CCUCCUAGGCUGGCACUCUAGGGCGUCCCCUGUGUCCCCAGUUGGGAUGGGGACGAUGAGGCCCAUUGGAGCCCCACAGGCCCAUGGCCAUCCUGUCCCAUGUUCCAGCUCGCUGUGAUGGAGGCCGGAGCCCAGUUUGUGGUUGAGAGCCCCAACGUGGUCUAUGGCCCCGAGGCGAUCGAGGCGCAGUACGAGUACCGGACAACUAGCGUCAGGCGCGAGGGUGGCACCCUCAAGGUGCACCCAUCCUCCACGCACUUCACCUUCCGGACUGCCAGGCAAGUGCCCCGGCUUGGAGUCAUGCUCGUCGGCUGGGGCGGCAACAAUGGCUCCACGCUCACCGCUGCCGUGCUGGCCAACCGACUGCGCCUAUCCUGGCCUACCCGCAUGGGUCGCAAGGAGGCCAACUAUUAUGGCUCGCUGACGCAGGCUGGCACCGUUAGCCUGGGCCUGGAUGCUGAGGGCCAGGAGGUGUUCGUACCCUUCCACGCACUGCUGCCCAUGGUGUCGCCAGAUGACCUCGUGUUUGAUGGCUGGGACAUAUCAUCACUAAACCUGGCCGAAGCGAUGCGCCGUGCGCAGGUGCUGGAUUGGGGGCUGCAGGAGCAGCUGUGGCCACACAUGGAGGCCCUGCGCCCAAGGCCCUCGGUCUACAUCCCCGAGUUCAUCGCAGCUAACCAGAGCGCGCGUGCUGACAACCUCAUCCCUGGCACGCGGGCGCAGCAGCUGGAGCAGAUCCGCAGAGAUAUCCGUGAUUUCCGGUCUCGCGCGGGGCUGGACAAAGUCAUUGUACUGUGGACAGCAAACACGGAGCGCUUCAGCGAAUUGGUCCCUGGCCUCAAUGACACUGCUGAAAACCUGCUGCGUACCAUCCAGCUAGGUCUGGAGGUGUCACCCUCCACACUCUUUGCUGUGGCCAGUAUCUUGGAGGGCUGUGCCUUCCUCAAUGGGUCACCACAGAACACUCUAGUGCCCGGCGCACUUGAGCUUGCUUGGCAGCGCCGUGUCUUUGUGGGAGGAGAUGACUUCAAGUCAGGCCAGACCAAGGUCAAGUCCGUGCUAGUUGACUUCCUUAUCAGCUCCGGCCUCAAGACCAUGUCCAUCGUGAGCUACAACCACCUGGGCAACAACGAUGGGCAGAACCUGUCAGCGCCGCCACAGUUCCGCUCCAAGGAGGUGUCAAAGAGCAGCGUGGUGGAUGACAUGGUUCAGAGCAACCCUGUGCUCUAUGCACCUGGCGAGGAGCCGGACCACUGCGUGGUUAUCAAGUACGUGCCGUACGUGGGUGACAGCAAGCGCGCAAUGGAUGAAUACAUAUCAGAGCUGAUGCUGGGUGGCACAAACACACUGGUGCUACACAACACCUGCGAGGACUCACUCCUGGCCGCACCUAUCAUGCUGGACCUGGUGCUGCUGACUGAACUAUGCCAGCGUGUGAGCUUCUGCACGGACUCGGACCCAGAGCCACAGGGCUUCCACCCAGUCCUGUCGCUGCUGGGCUUCCUCUUUAAGGCGCCGCUGGCUCCACCAGGCAGCCCUGUGGUUAACUCACUCUUCCGACAGCGCAGCUGCAUUGAGAACAUCCUCAGGGCCUGCGUGGGGCUUCCACCGCAGAACCACAUGCUUCUGGAGCACAAGAUGGAGCGCUCCAGCCUCAAGCAAGCUGGUCAUGUGGCUGCCUGCCAUGUAUCUUACAAGAAAGAAUCGGCACCAGCGGCCCCCAAUGGCUGUACUGGUGAUGCCAAUGGGCACUCACAGACUGAGGCACCCCUGAUGCCCACCACCUGAGGUGGUAGCCAUACAGCUCCCACGACUCCUACCCCUAUUUCCCCUCUGGACCCGCCCUCCCAGACUCCUAUACAAUAAAAGCACUGUUACGUAUCAGCAACA
Artibeus jamaicensis (Jamaican fruit-eating bat) is the source of this 1890-nucleotide messenger RNA. RefSeq names its product inositol-3-phosphate synthase 1 (gene ISYNA1). Gene Ontology annotation, cellular component: cytoplasm. Lineage: Eukaryota; Metazoa; Chordata; Mammalia; Chiroptera; Phyllostomidae. Gene Ontology annotation, biological process: phospholipid biosynthetic process; inositol biosynthetic process. The record is from RefSeq and is a predicted model, not a curated record. The transcript is spliced from 11 exons. Bases 100 to 1788 code for a protein of 562 amino acids. Gene Ontology annotation, molecular function: inositol-3-phosphate synthase activity.